AUGUCACAAGAAAACAUUUCAGACACUGCUCCAGUGGAGGGUGAGACUGAUCUUACAUUCGGCCUCGAACUCGAAUUCAUCUUAGCUACAGUGGAUGAAGGUAAGCCUGAUCCCCAUCCCAAAGAUCCUCGCGAGGUAGAUGGUAAGAAGCUCAGUAGCACGUUUGUGAUCGACCAAGAAAUCGGUAAGAAAUUAAGAGCUGUUGGUAUCCCAGCAAUUGUUGAGGAGGAAAAGCCCACGAAAGAGGAAUACAAGACGUGCUGGGUCAUGAAAAGCGACAUCACCGUUGGCGAUGACGAGGACGGGCCCGGCAAGGUGACUCAAGAGUGGAACGAGCUCUACACGAAAAAUGGCAUGGAGAUAUCUUCUCCUCCGUACUACUACACUAAGCCGGCGAAAGAUGCGAUCACUAAGGUGUUAAAAACGAUAAGGGAAAAUUACAGAGUAUGUGUUGAUGGUACUGCGGGCUUACAUGUUCAUGUAGGUAACUCGUACAAUGGUCUUCAAUUUCCAAUCCUUAAGCACCUUUUGGCAAUUGCGCAUACAUAUGAGCCACUAUUAAUGUUAAUUUUUCCAUCGGAGCGUGUAUCGGACAAUCCCUGGUGUCCUCCUCUUUUCAAUUCUCGUCUUACCAAAAAGCACCCUGACCUCACACGAGCUGAGGUUCUUGAGAAUAUCCUAGGAUAUACUGACAACGAAUCGUUGCUCUACGAUUUUGGUGAGUCAUUGGGUUCAGGUCGCCUUGGGUUCAACUUAGUAGGUCUAGCGACUCCUUACAAAAAUGAACAACGCACCAUCGAAUUUCGACACCAUCAUGGCUCUCUUGAUCCUGAAGCUAUUCUCAACUGGAUACAUGUGUGUAUAAAGUUAGUAGAAAAGGCCUGUUUUGCCAAAAGUGAUGAAUUGUCCACGCAAUUGCGACAAGAUAUCGCAAAGCCGAUCGGAUUUGAUGAAGGAGAUCUUAGUACGAUUGACUUCUUCAUGUGGCUCGGCUGCCCAGCUCAAGCCUAUUACUAUUGUGCCAACAUGGUAACUGACAAAGAUGCACUUAAACAGAGGAUCGAAUAUGAUGCGACAUGCCGUGAACACUUCCUCAAGUGGGCUCGCCAUCGUCUUCAAGUCGAGGCAGAGGAUUCUGGGGAGGACGAGGGACAGGAUAGCUCCAAAGAAUCAGAGCCAACUACAAGUAACUCUGAAUCCACAGAUGAGAAUGAAGCUGACCAAGACGAAGGCAAUGAUGAGAGCGGCGAUAGUGGCGAAAAUCCAUCCAAUUCAAACGAAGAUGAUUCAUGA
Botrytis deweyae is the source of this 1293-nucleotide messenger RNA. RefSeq lists its product as uncharacterized. NCBI's taxonomy places the organism in Eukaryota, Fungi, Ascomycota, Leotiomycetes, Helotiales, Sclerotiniaceae. The record is from RefSeq and is a predicted model, not a curated record. The coding region runs from base 1 to 1293 and encodes 430 amino acids. The transcript has a single exon.